UUUUUUUUUUCUUGUAACACACAGGCCUUAAAUAUAUCUACAUGAGUGUGUGUAUGUACAUUAUGUAUGCACGGUGUACUACUAUGGACUGGCAUCUCAUCCGGGAUGUAUUCUCACCUUGCGCCAGUGUUCCCAGGAUAGACUCCAGAUCCACCUCGACCCUGGAUGAAGCAGUUACAGAACUGAUGACACAAAGAUUGUUGGAUGAAAAGAAAAAAGCGAUGAGAACCAGCUCAUCUUCACCGCCACUGCACGUACAUGUGAAUGAAAGCACACCUGUACAUGUGCAUGUAAAGAAGGGCAUGAAGAACAUCCCUAUAAAGCCAGCACAGGUUAAGGCGAAAGGCUGCUUACGUCCAACUGCUAAAGUUAAGACAAGAGUCCCAUGGAUUCCUCCGGGCAAAGCUUCAACACGAGAUACAUCGUACAAGUGGGAGGGUGCGAGCCAUCGCUUGGAGAUCACCCCCCUACCUGAGCCAGAACCUUCGCGCUCCGCUCUCCGUUUGGAAGACCUCUCCACUGAUGAGGAGGAAGCUCUUCACGGCCGCAUCAACCAGUACGAGAGGAAGAUCGAUAGCCUGAUGACCGAGGUCAGCUCACUGAAGAAUGAAGUGGAGCUGCGUAAGAAGGCACAGCAGCUAGAGCGUCAGUCUGAGAGGCUAAGCGUCUCACAGCGUGUCAUCGCCGAGCAGGAGGAGGAGCUAGCCGAGGUCGCCAAGGAGCUAGAAAUCACAGAGCGAGAGAACACACUCCUCCGGGAGUCCAUGGAGAAAAUACUGGAGGAAAACAACUACGGCAGGUUGGAGAGAGAAAACCUGCAGCAAGAGAAGGAUGUUCUGCUCAAGAAGCUGCUGGAGGCAGAACUCGACAGCACUGCAGCUGCCAAGCAGGUCCUGGCUCUCCGAGACGCUGUUGGCCGUAUGUCCAGGACUGAGAAGAGGAUGACGGGCUCGGACUCUUUGUUGCUGGCCCGGCAGAAGGAUCUCCUCUUGCAGAAAUUGGACACGUUUGAGAGAACGAACCGAACACUGCGCCGCCUCCUGAGGGAGCAGCAUGAGCGUGAGAUGGACUCACUUCAACUGCUGGAGCAGAAAGACUCUCUCCUGAAGAGGAUCACUGAAGUCGAGGCAGAAAACUCUCAUCUUCAGAUGAAGCUUCAGGAUAAAGAGAAAGAAGUCGCUGACCUUGCCUGCCUUUUAGAGAACGAGAAGGAUCAUGUGAAGACCACGAGCGAACUAUCCAAGUCCCUAGAAUCGACUCGAGCUCAUCUGCAGGGCCAACUACGCAACAAGGAAGCAGAAAAUAACCGCCUUUCAGUCCAGAUUAAGAACCUGGAGCGAGCAGCUGGUCAGCAGCAGGGAGAGCUGGAGCACGUGCAGGCGCAGAUGCGGGAACUGAAGCAGCGGGCUGAGGUGGAUAAAGAGGCACUGAAGAAAGCCACACGGGCACUGAAACAGAGAGCAGAGCGCAGUGAGGACACCGCAGGACACCUCAGUGCUCAGCUGACCGAAAUGGAAGCCCGGCUGGCAGAUGCGGUUUCAACUGCAGAGAACUGGAGCAGUCGGCACGCAAAAGAACUGAAGGAAAAAGGCCAGCUGGAGGUGGAGAUCACACUGCUGAACAGCCGGAUCACAGACCUGACGGAGCAACUGCAUGCACUUGAGGAGAAAACCCGAGCGGAGAGAGACGGGCUUCUGGACCGGCUGCACAGUAUGACCACAGAGAGCACCACAGUCAGACUGGAGAACCAGAACCUAAAGGCAACUUUGUCUGCACUGGAGGAGAAACUGUCUCUGUCCCGGUCCGAGGUGGAGCAGGUCAAAGCCUCAGUGAAGCAAUAUGAAAGCUUAGUGGACAGCUACAAGAUUCAGCUGCAGAAGACACGUGCCGAAGCAGAUGAGUACAGUGUGCAUGCUCAGCAGGCAGAGCGGGAGGCCCGGGCUCUGAGAGAGGAGCUGGAUCAGGAACUAGAUCAGGCCCGGAAGCAGCUGAUUGGCCGCCUGAGUGAGCUUGAGCCAUUACCUGAUGCCCUGCGCCGCACCGAGCUCCAACUGCAGGAGGCACACGAGAAAGAACGUGUACAGGAGAGGAGGAAUGCUGAGCUCACAACGGGUCUCGCUGAGCUACGUGUUAAGGUGGAACAGCAGAGUGCUCAGAUGGACAAGGUGCAGCAGAGGAAUACAGUGCUAAUGGAGGAGAAUAACCAGCUCAAGCACAAAGUGGAGUCCCUGGACAGGAAGUUGGAGGAGGCCAGCUCUCAGAACGGAGAUCUUCUGCAAAUGAUAGCAAAGCGAGAGGAGACCAUACUUCACAACCAGGUGCGAUUGGAGGAGAAGUCUCGCGAGUGCAACACUCUGAACCGGCAGCUAGAAGAGGCACUAGAGGACGCCAGGCGACAGGUGUCCAAUUCGAGGGAGCGAGCUGCGUCUAAAGAGCGAGCCUCUCAAUCCAAAGUGAUCGAGCUGGAGACCCAACUGAGCCGAACCACUUCUGAGCUCAAUCAGCUGCGGCGAACCAAAGAUGAGGCAGAGAGGAGGUACCAGAGUCGUCUGCAGGACGUGAAGGACCGUCUGGAACAGUCUGACAGCACAAAUCGCAGUCUUCAGAACUAUGUGCAGUUCCUCAAAGCCUCGUAUGCUAGUGUGUUCGGGGACACGACCCUCAGUAGCACCUCAUUCAGAGCUCACUCAGCCAUCUGACACCCUGUACACUUCACACACACACACACACACACACACACACACACACACACACUCUCUCUCUCUCUCUCUCUCUCUCUCUCUCUCUCUCUCUCUCUCUCUCUCUCUCUCACAGUCUGGUGUAUAUUUUUACCUGCAUCAGUUGUGGGUAAGAACCAAAGUAAGACUCGACUCUAAUCUUCUUGGAUCCUUACGAUCAUUAUAAUUAUUCCUAAUUAUAUUUUAUAUAGCGCUCCAUAUUCGAGCCCUAGAUAAAUGACAGGGUUCACUAUUGGAUGCUGCAGCGGUGCUUACUUACCAGAAGUAAAUGUUCCUCAUAGACUUCCAUUACAUUUCAGUCAUUUUUAAGAACAUGAUUUGUCUGAUUAUAAACUUCUGAUUAUUAUACUAUAUGUAUAUAUAUUUUUUUUAAAUUUGACCAUCUUUAUUCUAAAACCCCAAGUUGACCACACAAAGUCUUGUAGUUUCUUAUAAACUUCUCCAAACUUCUGUUGCUACUGGUUUUCUUCAGCCUGGCUGAAUUUCUUCAAAUAAAUAAAAUAAUGAGCCUUUCCUAAGAUUCUGAAGGAAAAAUCUACCCUGAAUGACUUCCAUAUUAACAAACUAACACAAAUUUCAACAGCGUCCAAAACAUAUCUUGUAAUGAAAUUCCGAGUUGACUUUUUUUUUUUUUCUUUUCGUUUAGACCUCUUUCAUCAGCAUGUUGGUCUGUUUUGACUUUGAUUAAUAGUUUCCUAUAUUAUCCAAAAUGCCAUUUAACUACCUGCUGAUAAUGGUGCAGGGGGACUUAGCCCUCACUUCAUCUCUACCUAAAGAGAGCAAUGCAGCAGUGCUUUAGUGUUUCCAGCUCUCCCACCUCCUCAUGUGUGCACUCUGCUCAAACAGCUCAGCUCCCAAAGUUGACGCUGUCAGCUCCAUCACACUUGUAAUCACAUAGAUCGUUAAUGAGCCAAUCCGAGUCUCUGACAGCAUAACUGUGUUGUAUUGCACGGCAUUGCGUUUGCUUGUCUCCGCUACGACUACAUUGGAUUUCUCAUUAAUAUGAGGUGGAAAGUGGUGAGUCAGAAAAGAAGCUCUUGUGGGAGCAAAACAGCAAAAACUGACUUUUCACUUGUUUGAUUUGGUUUUUUUCUUCCUAUUAAUUGGCAUUAUAGCUGCGUUUACAAAGUCUCUCUGUGACAUUAGCAUAGCACUCAGCCAGACCGUACACGAUUUCACUGAGUUAUUUUGUGAUUGUCGUGUUCAGAAAUGCUUGAUUUUUUUUGUUGCGACUUUUUUCAGAAUUUGCGAUGCAAUUUUUUAUUUUAUUUUUUUUUGCGGUGCUUUUUUCUGGGAAACUACUUGAAUCGGUGAAAUCGCAAUUGCACAAAAUUGUUUCGCAGUGAUGUUUCUUGCUAAAUGUGACCUUUUAGCUGUACUCGCUGUACACGUGAAUCAAAGAGGGCUUUGGCUGAAUGCGUGUUGUGGUGAGUCUUGACCCAAAUCUGCUGAAAAUCUGCAGUGAUUUUGAAAAAUUGCAAGCUCGCCCAAAUAUCGCAGAGUUUGCUUGAUUUUGCGUUCAUUUCUGCAAUCGCAAAAUCCUGGAGGGACCGCACAGGGGAUUGACCUUCGAAUGGCACAACAGAAAAGCGUUCACCAUAUCAUGAAGAUGCAAGUUCAAUGCCACUGCCUUCCGAGGCAAGCGAGUAAAAUUAGCCGUGCUCUCUGGGUGUGAGAGAUAGCAUUUCUCGCUCCCCUGUCAAUCAGGGCGACACUAACCAAUCGUAGGCAUCUGUGAACUGUAUGUAUACACAUGCAUGUAUAUGGAAGACGGCAGAGUGUUCAGCUGCCCUGUGAUGUAGCACGAGCAACAGUUUGAAAAAAUGCAGUUGGCUGGCUUCAUGGGUCUUGGAGGAAGCACAUGGUAGUGUUUACCCUCCCUGGUUGGUAGCUCUUAUGUGAUUGGUGAGAGGUGAGUGUGAAUUGUGAAUAAUCAAAUUAGUGAGGAAAUUGUUCAUGAUUUUUUUAAUACACCAACCAACAAAUUAUCACCAGUUUAACUAAACACAUCACAAAUAUUUCAAUCAAAACAUAUCCAUUGUGUGUCACAGUGGAGUUUUCCUUAAAUGCGACCAGCACAUGGUUCUGUAGUGCGCAGACUGGAGAUCUCAUCCAAGGGUGCUACCAUUUUUAUAUGACACUAUUUACUCAGUUAUAACUGUUUGGAGUUCUAUGUGCACUUUUGUUGCUAUAGACAGUAAUUAUUUAUCUGUUUGUCAUUCUAUCAAAUAACAAGCAACAGCGUUAGCGUAUUUGUGUUUUAUACAUAUGAAAUGUUUACAUUUUUACUGAUUCAUCUGUAAAACAUAAGUAAAACCUUUUAAACAGUA
Molecule: messenger RNA, 5068 nt
Organism: Ictalurus punctatus (channel catfish)
Lineage: Eukaryota; Metazoa; Chordata; Actinopteri; Siluriformes; Ictaluridae
Gene: odf2a
Product: outer dense fiber of sperm tails 2a
Exons: 19
Coding region: 42-2699 (885 amino acids)
Biological process (GO): regulation of cilium assembly
Cellular component (GO): centrosome
Source: RefSeq, a predicted model, not a curated record